UACUUGGUCAGAGCCGUGAUGGCAUUGUAUUCAGCACUGAUGACUAUUUUCGCCAUCAAGAUGGGUACAGCAAAACAAGCUAUUGAUCAGGGAAGAUCGCCAGUUAUAAUAGACAACACUAAUACACAAGCUUGGGAAAUGAAACCAUAUGUGGAAAUGGCCAUAGGAAAAGGAUACAGAGUAGAGUUUCAUGAACCUGAAACUUGGUGGAAAUUUGAUCCUGAAGAAUUAGAAAAGAGGAAUAAACAUGGUGUUUCUCGAAAGAAGAUUGCUCAGAUGCUGGAUCGUUAUGAAUAUCAAAUGUCCAUCUCUAUUGUAAUGAACUCAGUGGAACCAACACAGAAAAGCACACAAAGACUCACCCCUCCACAGGGGAGUCAGAGAGAAGGAAUUUUGAGGAAAACUGGGUUCCGACUCAGCAAAGCCAAACAGAAAAGAAACAGAAAACGAAACAAAAAAUCUAACAGUCUUUGUGAAAUCGCAGAUGAAAACUCAGUUGAAACUUGUAGUUAUCUUACAACAGAAGCUCAGUACCCAUUUCAGAAUGAAGAAGAUAUUAAAGAGAACAAAACAGUAGCAGGAUGUCUUUGUAUUAGUGGCCGACAAAAUGCAUGUAGAGAACUUCUGAAUGGCUGUAAAGAAAAAAAUCUUGAAGAUAGUUUUGAAAGUGUUGUAUCUACAGUUGAAUUAUAUAACACGCCAAAGAACUUCUCCAAGGAAGAUGAUGAAUUAAUUCUAAUUUCUUCAUCAAUGGCAAACAAAAACUCUGGUACUUGGCCCAUAGGGACUCAAAAUCUUCCUUGUGUAACAAAGGAAGACUGCUCCGGCAUAAAGGUAGAAAAACAGAAGGACAAUAGGUUUACCAUGGCAUUAAACAUGAAGAACUCAUUUGCUAGUACUCCAUGUCCAUUUCUCCAGAAGAUAGAAGUAGACCAAAGACUACUAAGUGAACCAGUUGAGCACUAUCAACAUGGAUCCAGAGCUUCAGAGAACAUUUUAAGAGAGGAGCAAGGAGUACAUGCAAGUAAAAAUAAUUAUUGGACUUUUCUCACAAACAAUUUGUCUGAUGAGGAAUUACAGCUAGGCUCUGAUAGACAACCUUAUUUUGAUAGCUGGCCUGAGGGACCUCAUAAAUUUGUGUGUGAACAGAGACCAAAGAAAGAUAGAUCACAUAAACUGGCCUGUCCUGACAGCAAGGAGCAAUUGAUUAAAUUGAUCUCCACUUCUGAAGGCAUAUCAGAACCAGGAAGCAGACGAGAAAUAUUGAUAGAUGUGAAGUUACUGGUAGAAGAUGAAGAUUUGUCACCUAUCACAGAAACUGUAGCUCCAUUCAGAGACACAGAAACAAAUAACUUCAGAAGCUGUUUACCUCAACUAGAUAACCCAAAGAGUGCCUCAGUGAAUGAAAAAAGGUGGAGAAAGAUUUUUAAUUUGGUACCAAACUUUAGUUUACUGGGACAGAGUCUUACCAAUACAAAAGAAAAGGAGAAACAUAGCCUGUUAACAGAAAGCCAUGCACUGAACAAUAUUUUAGGAGAAGAAAAAGACAAAAAUUCAGAAGUAAAUAACAAAGAGGAGAAGAAACAAAAACUCAUGACAUGUAACGAUCAAAAAACAUCAUUGUUUCAUUUUGAUAUUUUCAAAGACUCACCUCUAAAUAUUGGUGGACAAUUUUAUUUUCCUUACCUGUCAUUUAAUAGACUAGGACAUGCUAUGUAUCUUUAUAAAAAUCCUCUUCCUUCUUUUGUGCUACAUUAUAUAUCUAGCUUUUGGAUGAUACCUUUUACCAGCAAAAAAACAUUUUUGACUUUCAAAUCUCAGACAAGAGUAGGAAAUACACUAACGGAUGUAGACUUUAUUUUUUCAGAAAUUUUAUGUAGCCAACCUGAUACUUUGUGCUCUUUGAGGAUUACUUCUGAUACUCAGGUUUUAAAUGAAAGAUCUGGUGAAAAACUAAAGAAAUUGAAAGACUCUAAGUCACUACAGUGUUUACCAACUGAGAAUCACCACAAUUUAAGACUGGAUUCUUUUUGGCUGCCCUUACCACAAAGGUUUGCUUUCCAAUUGGUAAAGCUUUUUGGACCUCCUGGAAUUCCACUGGAAUCCUUAUUGCCUGAUGACUAUGUGAUUCCCCUUGACUGGAAAACACUGAAAAUGAUCUACUUGCAGUGGAAGAUAACAGUAGAGAAAAGACAAAAGAAGAUGGGUUAA
Messenger RNA from Dipodomys ordii (Ord's kangaroo rat), 2211 nucleotides. RefSeq names its product NEDD4 binding protein 2-like 2 (gene N4bp2l2). Gene Ontology annotation, cellular component: nucleus. Bases 19 to 2211 code for a protein of 730 amino acids. Lineage: Eukaryota; Metazoa; Chordata; Mammalia; Rodentia; Heteromyidae. The record is from RefSeq and is a predicted model, not a curated record. The transcript is spliced from 7 exons. Gene Ontology annotation, molecular function: transcription corepressor activity. Gene Ontology annotation, biological process: negative regulation of transcription by RNA polymerase II.